AUGGAUCAUAAUUCAGGAUUUUAUAGCUCAGCCCACUCAUCUCACAGCUCAUUUACACCUCAGCUUUCAAGGACAAGCGUUUCCUCUACCACUGAUUAUGCAUUUUUACGUGAAGUCUUGGAUUUUACAAAAGAAAAUAUCCCAGGUCUAAGCACGAUUAAGAAAAAUUAUUUAAAUUUUGACUUCGGGGAAGGCGAUAUUAUAGCACGAACCCAAAUGCCGGUUUCUGGCAACAAAUUUAAAGCAGUUUUUAUCGAGGAAAAUUUUAUUGAGUUUGGCAUUGAAUAUUUUGGAGUUAUAAGAAUUAUUCAUCCAGAUAUAAUUUUAGAAAUAAAUAUUCCGAAUGAGAGAAGUUAUGAUCCAGCUGGAUCUUCUCUUGAUGGCUUUGAUAAUGAAUAUUUAAAUUCUGACCAAUUUACAUUUUUGACAAGAAUUGUAGCUAUUGAAGUUAAAGCUGCAAGUUUAGGAGUUAGGGAAAAAGAUUUGGAAUUGAUAAGAAAAUCAAUCAGUCCUUUAUUGGAAUAUCAUAUGAAAAAAAAGUUCCUUAUGGAGUGAAUGAGUUUACAGGUAAAGCUUACUUGCUAUAGGAAGCUAAAACCACCAAGAUAUAGUGAAUUUUUAAGGCUGAAAACUUUUACUAACUCCCCCCCCUUUAAAUUGAAACAAAAUAUAGGUAAAAUUCCUACUUUUUUGGGAAAUUACCCCCCCUUUAAAUUGAAACAAAAUUUUAUUAUAAUAGAAAAUUUUAUAGGUAAAAAUCAUUAUUUUAUAUGUAAAUACGUUAAUACCCUAUUUAAUAUGCUUCAAACAUAUAAGAUUUAGAAAUUAAACUCUAUUUUGUCCAAUUGUUAUGGGGAGAGUUAGAAGAAUACCAUUUCAGCAAGUUUACACUUUGAGAUUGAGAAAUUUAUGAAUUAAUUUUUCAUGAAAUUCUUUAAAUUUAUAUAAUUUAUUUUCUAUAAAAUUUUAUCUCUGAAAAAAUUUUUAUAUAUAAAUUUUUUUUAUAAAAAUUUUCUUAACUCCCCUUUUAAAAUUGAAACAAAAUUUUUUGUUUCAAUUUAAAGAGGGGGGGGGAGUAAGGAGCUUAAGCUGCUUGAAGGAAGAGACCAUACGAAGGAAUAUUUAGAAAAAUGCAUGCAGUUUGAUAGGAAUUUGAUCUCCUAUGACAAAAUUUAUCCACCAAAUGCUUAUUACAAGUCACUGAUGAAGCAUGAAUUGAGUUUGCCAUAUCAAUUAAAGCUAAGAUAUGCAGAAAUCGAAACAAAUGAGUCUUUGGUAAAGUCCGCUGAAACAGCAGUUCUUACUUACCUUCCUAAAUUCACUCCUGACAUGGACGAUUAUAUUGAAAAAGGCAAAAAAUUCAGCGACCUUACGCAGACUAUUUAUGAAGUAGACCGUGGAUAUUCUAAUGGGCUUGCAAAAAUUUAUUUGCAAUAUGAGCAUGACGAGAACGAAUGCAAAGUAAUGUAA
Molecule: messenger RNA, 1470 nt
Organism: Blepharisma stoltei
Lineage: Eukaryota; Ciliophora; Heterotrichea; Heterotrichida; Blepharismidae
Source: the annotation of a GenBank genome assembly